UGUCAGCUGACUGCCGGUGUGAGGUGGAGGAGGAGAAGGGUGCACAGGCCGAAUGAGAGGAGCUGUGUAUGGGGGAGUUGUGUGGUGACAGGCCGCACACUGGAGUCAUGUACAGAGGAGAGGACACUGCCCUCUGACCAGGUUUGCACCCCUAUUUUAAAAAUGGGUCCCACGCAGUGGGAUUUCCCUGUGGAGCUAUGCUGUCGUCCAAUGGCCUUCGUGACCCUCACUGGGCUAGAUGUGACAUACAAUGCUGUCCACAGAGCGAUUUGGGAUGCAUUUUGCGCCAACAGAAGAGCAGACCGGGUGCCCAUCUCAUUUAAGGUCCUUCCUGGUGAUCACGAGUAUCCAAAAUGUAGGACAAAGAGAACAUCAUAUGAAUGGUACAUUCCUAAAGGCAUCCUCAAGACCGGAUGGAUGAAUAAACAUUUGAACCUGGUACCUGCUCUGGUUGUUGUGUUUUAUGAGCUGGAUUGGGACGAGGCCCAGUGGAAAGAGAAGCAGUCGGAAUGUGCAACUAGGGUGGAAAUUGUAAGGCAAAGCUUGCAAGGAAGGAAUACAAAGGUUGCUGUGGUUUUAAUUCAGAAGAAAACACCAUUACCACCAGGUGAAGAUCUGAUUGCUUCAGAAAGAGCUGCCGCUCUUUGCAAUGCCUGUGAUCUUUCAGGAAAAUCUCUAUUUGUGCUCCCACACACUGAUCACUUGGUGGGCUACAUUAUUAGGUUAGAGAAUGCAUUUUAUGAGCAUGCGCAGACCUAUUACUACACUGAAAUCAGAAGGAUAAAGUCCCACAAGGAGUUCUUAAAUAAAACCACUCAUCAGCUGCUGUUUGUAAGGCAUCAGUUUAAGAUUGCUUUCUUCAGUGAACUGAAACAGGAUACACAGAAUGCCUUGAAGAAUUACCGGACAGCUUAUAACCUGGUACAUGAACUGAGGGCUCAUGAAACAAACAUGCUGGAGAUAAAAACUAUGGCUGGCUUUAUAAACUAUAAGAUCUGUCGCCUAUGUUUCCAACACAACACUCCUCUAGAUGCCAUUGCUCAGUUCAGAAAGCACAUCGAUUUGUGCAAGAAGAAAAUAGGCAGUGCUGAGCUGUCCUUUGAGCAUGCUGCCUGGAUGUCUAAACAGUUCCAGGCUUUUGGGGAUUUGUUUGAUGAAGCUAUUAAGUUGGGGUUG
Staurois parvus is the source of this 1176-nucleotide messenger RNA. Lineage: Eukaryota; Metazoa; Chordata; Amphibia; Anura; Ranidae. The record is from the annotation of a GenBank genome assembly.